Molecule: messenger RNA, 5884 nt
Organism: Anolis carolinensis (green anole)
Lineage: Eukaryota; Metazoa; Chordata; Lepidosauria; Squamata; Anolidae
Gene: dusp15
Product: dual specificity phosphatase 15
Exons: 7
Coding region: 276-947 (223 amino acids)
Biological process (GO): signal transduction; protein dephosphorylation
Cellular component (GO): cytosol
Molecular function (GO): protein tyrosine phosphatase activity; protein tyrosine/serine/threonine phosphatase activity
Source: RefSeq, a predicted model, not a curated record
CGAACGGCUUUCUCCUUUUCCUCGUCCGGCUGUCAAAGUGCCAGAAAUACACGGGAAAAAGAAGAGCUCACUCAGGAGGAGGUGGAUCUUCUUUUGCAUGUCUGCUUUGGCUCAUCUCAAAGGAAAGAGACACUCGAGUCCGGCAUUGUGACAUAGCCAGGGUUCUGCUGCUUGGAUUUGCAAGAAGGAAUUGUUUCUCCUGGCGUUCAGCUCACCUGUGACCUUGCUUACCUGCAGAGAUUGGAUGAAGAAGGAAGAAUCGCUCACCUUGGGCCAUGGGCAAUGGCAUGAAUAAGGUAACAGGGGCAACUGGGGUUCUUCCUGGACUUUUCCUUGGAAACUUCAUUGAUGCCAAGGACUUUGAUCAGCUGAGCCGGCACAACAUCACCCACAUCAUUUCCAUCCAUGAAUCCCCGCAGCCGUAUAUUCCGGGGAUUACAUACCUCCGCAUUGUGCUUCCAGACACACCAGAAGCAAACAUCAAGAAGCACUUUAAGAAAUGCAUCCUCUUUAUCCACUCCUGCCGCCUGCGUGGAGGGAACUGCCUCGUCCAUUGCCUUGCUGGCAUCUCCCGCAGCACCACCUUGGUCCUGGCCUACAUCAUGACGGUGACGCAGGCCAGUUGGCGCGAAGCCCUGCAAGCGGUCAAGGCUGUCCGGCCAGUGGCCAACCCCAACCCGGGUUUCCGUCAACAGCUGGAGAAAUACGAGGGAAGCCGCUCCGAGCAGAAGAUCCGCCGGCGACUCGAGCGCAAGUAUGGCGAGAACCCCUUUAACGACGUGGAGGAAAUCGGGGCGCUGCUGACGACGGGCAAAAGGAGGGAGACCUUCAGGGAUGAAGACGCAACGCAGGCCGCGAUGCCCAAGAGCACAGGCGCCAAGCGCACUGAUCCAUUUCUCUUGCGCAUGAAAGAGACCUUCUUCUGCCUCCCGGGGUGCCUGAAAUGAGACCCUCCCAACGCACUCUGAGCAUGCGCAGAGGCUCGGCUCACCACAUCAGACUGGCCAAGGGUGCAACACCCCUGGCAAAGAGGUGCUCUGUCCAACGGAGAGAGGGUAAAAAUGUGAUAGAGGACACACUUUGGUUUCAUAAAGAAGGACACUAAUGGGUGACAGUGCCCAGCUUGCUUUGCCUGUCCGGUCUCAUUUUUGCAGAUUUAGGGGAAGGGGGGACCCAAGGGGUCAUCUAGUCUGACCUUGCAUCAAGUGCAGGAAUCCAUAGCUAACUUUCCCCACUUUUGCUGGCUAUCUAACCUUUACUUAAGCAGUCCUAUAUGGUAGUCCAAAAAUGGACAGCUUGUCCCAUUGGAAAGUCCUAAGGAAGUAACUUUUGGAAGAUUUAACAGCCCUAAAGAAAACUUAUUCUGAAGUCCCUUAAGACUCAGUAGGACAGCGUUCGAAGCCAUGCCAUGGAUUUCCCAAAAAGGAGAUCCUUGGGAAGGAAUUUAACCAAAGAAUCCUUAUGUACGUAGUUCUCACUUAGGAUCAAUAUUUUUGUUCCAGAGAAGGAUAGAUAUAUAAAAAGAAAGCCCAGGGAGACUGUUAUUGCAUGGCAAAGAGCAUCCUUCUUCAUUGUCUGUAUACUGUGUCUACAUUGUAGAAUUUAGUGCAGUUUGACACCAACUGCUAGGGCUUGGUGCGAUGGCAUCAAGGGAGUUGUAUGAGGGUUGAAUGAAAAGUAAUGCCUCCACCUUCGUAACUCCUCAAUGAAUUCAGUACUGGUAUGCAGCAAGUACUGGCUUGUUCAGUAGACUCUCCUCUACAGUUAGUUCCAUUUGGGGGGAAGCCUUAGCAUUGAACGGUUGUGUUGUUAAAGUGUGAAGUAUGGAACCCGUCAGUCAAUGCGACUUAAGCAACGUGCAGUCAUUGAAUUCUUGACAGCAGAAGGAGAUUCAUCAGAGAAUGCAAGCUGUUUAUGGGGAUUGUGUGGAUGUGAGUCCUGUGCGUUGUUGGGCAAGUGAGUUUAAAGAUGUUGAGGUGGGAACAUCUGACUUGUGUGACAAACAAAGAAUUAUUCCGUGACAGCCUCAAAAAAAUUGUUCAUCGUUGGCAGAAAUGUAUCCAAUUGUCUGGUGAUUAUGUGGAAAAGUGAAUUGUGGUAGUUAAAGACUGAGCAUAUUCUAAGGAUUAUUUCUGCGUUUGGUUUAUUAAAAUAUUCCCAUCCAAACCCAAGUAACGAAGGUGGAGGCAUUACUUUUCAUUCAACCCUCGUAGUUUUGCAAGGUCUUCCGCCUUGUCUUUGGUGUGGUACCCACACUCUUUGAAAGGAAUUCCUAGGAUUCCAUCGCAUAGAGCCAUGGCAGUUAAAGUGGUGUCAAGCAGCAUUCAUUCUACAGUGUAGAUGCACACCUGGAAGUCUUCUCUUUGCUGUGUUUUAGGCUUUCCUAAAAUGAAUGUGGUGUGAUGCAUUAAUGCUGUGGAAUUGUGGGAUUUGGUAGAGAAGGCUGACGACCUUGUAAAUCUACAACUCCCAUGGUUGUUAAAGUGGUGUCAAGUUCCCUUCCUUCUUCAGUGCGGAUGCUCCCUGAGCCGCUUUGCUUCCUCUUGCGAUGCCUAAACUACAUUUCCAGAUGCCCAAAGGGAAAGCAAUGCUCUCAUGCUGCCCUUCCUCCCAUGUAGCUGCAGCCUUUGACGGCAAUAUAGAGAAUUGUGCACAUGUGCCUGCAAGUGAGGAAGGUAUCAGAUUAGAAACCGAAAGCGAGCGUUAUCAGGGCAAACAGAGGCGUGGUGUUUGCACAGUCAUGUCCCUUCCUUGUCUGGGUUGGAAUCCACAAAGUCUUUCAUGCUUUCCUAAACACAAAUGUGUGUCUGGAUCUGUCCUGCCAUAUAGCUGCUGUUUGAAGCUGCAUUAUGCGGUCAGUGUAGACUCAUAUAGUGCAGUUCAAUGCAGGGGUUGUUGUUUUUGGUUCUGCAUAACUUUUCCAUCUGCACAUUGUUUACAUUUGUUUAGAGUCUUUAAGAAAACAAAGUGGAGGAAGAAAGAACAAACUUUCAGAGCAUGAAAAUGUGUAUAAAAGAGUGGCUUUGAUGGGGAAUUGUGAUACAGAUUUCAGGAAUUUAUUAGAGACAGAAAUGCAACAGGCCUGCAAUAGAAAUUCAAUGCAACCUUGAUUCAAACCAAGCUGGAAAUUGCACAUGUUUAAGGAUGAAUUCAGAGCCUCCGGUGGCUCAGUGUGUUAAAGCACUGAGCUGCUGAACUUGCAGACCGAAAGGUCCCAGGUUCAAACCCGGGGAGCAGAGUGAGCGCCCGCUGUUAGCUCCAGCUUCUGCCAACCUAGCAGUUCGAAAACGUGCCAAUGUGAGUAGAUCAAUAGGUACCGCUCCAGCGGGAAGGUAACGGCAUUCCAUGCAGUCAUGCCGGCCACAUGACCUUGGAGGUGUCUACGGACAAUGCUGGCUCUUCACUUAGAAAUGGAGAUGAGCACUAACCCUCAGAGUUGGACACGACUGGACUUAACGUCAGGGGAAACCUUUACCUUUACUAAGGAUGAAUUCACAUUGUUGCAGUUUCUGCAUUGCUUUAACUACCCCAGAUCCAUUCUGUGAAGUGCUGGGAUUUGUAGUUUGUUGUGGCCUCAGGACUCCCAGAUAGAGAUACUGCAAAACUACAAAUCCCAGGAUUCCAUAGAAUGGAGCCAUAGCAGUUAAUGUGUCAAAAUGAUAUAAUUUUGCAAUGGAGAUAUACUUUAAGACUUGAAUCCACACUGCGCAACUGUAGCAGUUUGGCACUUCUUGAACUGCCAUGGAAUCCUGGUCUAUGUAGUUUGCUGUGGUCCCAGCACCUUGGGACACAGAACGGUUAAUAUCUCACAAACCUACAACUCCAAAGUGGUGUCAAACUGCUAUAAUUCUGCAGUGUAGACGUCCAAAGUUUUCUGGCACAAAGGACUGGACAUCCGCAUUCAGUGCAAGGAGGGUUGGACCCAAAGGAUCAGCAUUCUUGGAGACCAGCAUUUCCUCAUCGUCAUUGGCCAGAAUUCUUUACCUUGAGCAACUCGACACCUACUUUGCUUCCUGCUCUUGGGCUUAGGGCUGGAUAUUUCAGUCCUACUCAGACAUUACUACUAAUGUCUGAGUAGGACUGAAAUAUCCAGCCCUAAGCCCAAGAGCAGGAAGCAAAGACACAAUAGAAAUACAUUUUGGCUGAAGGACCUACCAAGCCCAGCACAGUUUUCAGUCUGGUUUAUAGCACCGAACAAGACAGAUAAAAGUUUCUCCCAAGCAUCAGUAUUUUAUAGAAAUUCAGAACCAAGCAGAAGAAGAAAAUGUGCACAAGAGCUAUAUCUAAUGCAUAUGUGGCUGGCCAUCCUUAUCUGCAGCACAGAAUGUCUCCAAAGCUUGUUUGUUGUUUAAGAGGAUGUUCUCAGGGUCUGGCACUGGAUGUCGCCAUAACUUCUGGUUGAUGGGCACAUGUCAUUUAUAGCAAAGCACAAAAUGACAAAGCUUGGCAAACAAUGCAGACGAUGUAGGAGAUGUCAGCUAUUGUCAAAAUAGGCUUCAUUAGGCUCACAAAAAUGGAUCAGUAUGCCGCUGAAUCUUUAAUUCUUAUUUCACACCAACAGUCUCAGAAGGGAGUAAGGAACAAUUAGUAUUUAUUUACAAAGACAGCACUUCCAUACUGUGGUCUUUCUACCAUUAAGAUCAUUCCUAGUUGUUUCCGUUGUUUAUCCCUGUGUUUCCUGGACACACAGCACAUCACAUUUCUUAUCUCAACACAGUUCAUAAAGCAGCUGUUCUUUGGCAGCUGACAUGCCUUUGAUGUGAAUUGAGAUUAUUGUCAUGGUUGUUUCCUGAAAAUAUCCGAUUGUUUGGUUGCAUACUGCAAGUUGUUGUCGAAGGCUUUCAUGGCCGGGAUCACAGGGUUGUUGUAUGUUUUCCGGGCUGUAUGGCCAUGUUCCAGGAGCAUUCUCUCCUGACAUUUCGCCCACAUCUAUGGCAGGCAUCCUCACAACCUCUGAGGAUUCCUGCCAUAGAUGUGGGCGAAACAUCAGGAGAGAAUACUUCUGGAACAUGGCCAUACAGCCCAGAAAACACACAACAACCCAAUACUGCAAGUUGCUUCUGGUGUUAGAGAAUCAGCUGUCUACAAAGAUGUUGCCUAAUGAACGUCCAAAUGCGUUACUUUUCUGCGGGGAGGCUUCUCUCAUAUGCCCCAGGAACUAUUAGUAAAUUGCAAAGAUGUGUAAUGGUAUAAUAGCAAAAGUGCUUCAACAUGCUUUGGGCUGUUCAUUGCUAUGUGCGCACAUCACAUAGCAUGCCUAUCCAGUGUCCCAGUGUUUAUCAAGAGCGGGCAAUGUGCAUGCUGCUUGAUUGACAUGGAUGCCAACAGGCAUUGAUUUUGUUGUGUAAUGUUUGAAGGCAUAUGUCCUUAUUCUGGAUUCAGUGAUCUCUAGCAUUGGAACUGUUUUGUGAUAUUUAGGGUACGUUUACAUUGUAGAAUGAAUGCAGUUUGGCACCACUUUAGUUGCGAUCACUCAAUGCUAUGGAAUUCCAGGAGUUGUAGUUUGGAGAAGCAACAACACCUUAUAAAAUUGUAACUCCCUGGAUCCUAUAGCAUUGAGCCAUGGCAGUUAAAGUGAGAUCAAACUGCAUUAUUUCUGCAGUGCAGAUGCACCCUUGGUCAGACCAAAUUAAUAUCCUUCUUUGCCCUUCUCAGAAAUUUGGAACAUUACCACACCUCCCAUUGCUUUUUGGAUAACAGACUAAUAUUAAUCCACGAUCCUGUAACAGGACUUUUUCCUUAGUGUUAACAACAUGACUAAAGAGGCUUAAAAGGCAGAACAAUUAUUUGUAGCUCUGAUCCCAGAGAUAACCAGUGAUAUUUAUUUUUUAUAAACAGAAAAAAAUGCUGUUAAAUAAUUAAAAUAUGCUUAAAUACUAUAGAA